UGACUUCUUUUUUUAGUAAUGAAUAAAGUAUACAAAUUUCAUUGGAUUUUUUAUUAAAUUCGAAUUUUCCUCUUUUGUCAACAUUUUUAAAAUCUCCUAUUUCUGUGGGGGAAAACAAACGAAAAAAGACAUCAGUUUUUAAUGUCGGACGCUGAGAUCACGUGAGACCCGUAAUAAGUACGACAGGUUAGGGUAAAACUGUCAAUUUGCUCCGACGGUUCUCCGCAGCUGUCUCAAAAUAUAAGAGGCGAGUGCUCAGAGACGCUCCGUAGACCGUAGAUUCCCUCUUCUUCUUUCUUUCUCUGCACUGUUCUUUCUUUUCAUCUCUCUAUCUCUCUUAAGAUUUUUCUGUCCUAAGGUUACCUGAAUUUUGUCGGUACUUGAUAUCAAAAUGGCUACUGAAUAUAAGCCCAAGAACAUUCUCAUUACGGGAGCUGCUGGAUUCAUUGCUUCUCAUGUUGCCAACAGACUCAUCCGUAGCUACCCGGAUUACAAGAUCGUCGUCUUGGACAAGCUUGAUUACUGCUCAGAUCUGAAGAACCUCGAUCCUUCGUUUUCUUCCCCAAACUUCAGGUUCGUGAAAGGAGAUAUCGCUAGUGAUGACCUCGUUAACUACCUUCUCAUCACUGAAAACAUCGACACCAUCAUGCACUUUGCUGCUCAAACCCAUGUCGAUAACUCUUUCGGUAACAGCUUUGAGUUUACCAAGAACAAUAUUUACGGUACUCAUGUUCUUUUGGAAGCCUGCAAAGUAACUGGACAGAUCAAGAGGUUUAUCCAUGUGAGUACCGAUGAAGUCUAUGGAGAAACAGAUGAGGACGCUGCUGUUGGAAACCAUGAAGCUUCUCAGCUUUUACCGACGAAUCCAUACUCAGCUACUAAGGCUGGCGCUGAGAUGCUGGUGAUGGCUUAUGGUAGAUCAUAUGGUUUACCGGUUAUCACAACUCGUGGCAACAAUGUUUAUGGUCCUAACCAGUUCCCUGAGAAAAUGAUUCCUAAGUUCAUGUUGUUGGCUAUGAGUGGGAAGCCGCUUCCCAUCCAUGGAGAUGGAUCUAACGUCAGGAGUUACUUAUACUGUGAAGACGUUGCUGAAGCCUUUGAGGUUGUUCUUCACAAAGGAGAAGUGGGUCACGUCUACAAUAUUGGAACAAAGAGAGAAAGAAGAGUGAUUGAUGUGGCGAGAGACAUCUGCAAACUCUUAGGGAAAGAUCCUGAAGCAAGCAUUCAGUUUGUGGAGAAUCGACCCUUUAAUGAUCAACGAUACUUCCUUGAUGAUCAGAAGCUGAAGAAUCUUGGAUGGUGUGAGCGAACCGGGUGGGAAGAUGGAUUGAAGAAGACGAUGGAAUGGUACACUCAGAACCCUGAGUGGUGGGGUGAUGUCUCUGGAGCUUUGCUUCCUCACCCGAGGAUGCUUAUGAUGCCCGGUGGUAGAGUUUCUGACGAGAAGAAAGACACAUCAAGCAACACCGUCCAGACAUUUACUGUUGUAACACCAAACAACAAGGCUCAUGAUCCUAAAGACAAAGCCUCGUUGAAGUUUCUGAUCUAUGGCAAGACUGGUUGGAUCGGUGGUCUUCUAGGGAAAUUAUGUGAGAAGCAAGGGAUCACAUAUGAGUAUGGGAAAGGACGGUUGGAGGAUAGAGCUUCUCUCAUGGCGGAUAUUCGUAGCAUCAAGCCUACUCAUGUCUUUAACGCUGCUGGUUUAACUGGGAGACCUAAUGUGGACUGGUGUGAAUCUCACAAGCCAGAGACUAUUCGUGUCAAUGUCGCUGGUACUUUGACUCUUGCAGAUGUUUGCAGAGAGAAUGGUCUCUUGAUGAUGAACUUCGCCACCGGUUGCAUCUUUGAGUAUGACGCUGCACAUCCUGAGGGUUCGGGUAUAGGUUUCAAGGAAGAAGACAAGCCUAACUUCACCGGUUCUUUCUACUCAAAAACCAAAGCCAUGGUUGAGGAGCUUUUGAGAGAGUUUGACAAUGUAUGUACCUUGAGAGUGCGGAUGCCCAUCUCGUCAGACCUAAACAACCCACGAAACUUCAUCACCAAGAUUUCGCGCUACAACAAAGUGGUGAACAUCCCCAACAGUAUGACCAUACUGGACGAGCUUCUCCCAAUCUCCAUCGAGAUGGCCAAGAGAAACCUAAGAGGGAUAUGGAACUUCACCAACCCAGGGGUGGUGAGUCACAACGAGAUACUCGAGAUGUACAAGAGCUACAUCGAGCCAGGUUUUAAAUGGUCCAACUUCACAGUUGAAGAACAAGCAAAGGUCAUUGUUGCUCCUCGAAGCAACAAUGAAAUGGAUGGUGCUAAACUAAGCAAGGAGUUCCCAGAGAUGUUACCCAUUAAAGAGGCACUGAUCAAAUACGUCUUUGAACCAAACAAGAGAACCUGAGCCCUCAAUAAACAACACACAAGACGCCACAAGUGCUUAUCUAUAACUGUUUUUUUUUAAUAUUAAAAUGUCUUUUUAUGUUUGCUCGUCAUCUUACAUCCUUGUAGGUAGUUGCACUAUAUUGAUUCUACUAAAAUAUGAUUUUAUCAUUCUUAUUUAAUAUUUAUAGAGACGAGAAUUUUUCUUUUUCUCAAA
Molecule: messenger RNA, 2584 nt
Organism: Brassica napus (rape)
Lineage: Eukaryota; Viridiplantae; Streptophyta; Magnoliopsida; Brassicales; Brassicaceae
Product: trifunctional UDP-glucose 4,6-dehydratase/UDP-4-keto-6-deoxy-D-glucose 3,5-epimerase/UDP-4-keto-L-rhamnose-reductase RHM2
Exons: 3
Coding region: 392-2389 (665 amino acids)
Biological process (GO): flavonol biosynthetic process; UDP-rhamnose biosynthetic process; auxin export across the plasma membrane
Molecular function (GO): dTDP-glucose 4,6-dehydratase activity; UDP-L-rhamnose synthase activity; UDP-glucose 4,6-dehydratase activity
Source: RefSeq, a predicted model, not a curated record